Messenger RNA from Pocillopora verrucosa, 2383 nucleotides. RefSeq names its product ras-related protein Rap1-like. Lineage: Eukaryota; Metazoa; Cnidaria; Anthozoa; Scleractinia; Pocilloporidae. The record is from RefSeq and is a predicted model, not a curated record. Gene Ontology annotation, molecular function: GTPase activity; GTP binding.
UCUUGUUCUCACCUUCAAAAUUAAGAAAAGUUCAAAAGUCCAUUACAUCCAGGGUUGAUCGCUUUCAAGGGAAAACACCUGGUUAAGAUUAGAAGUGGUUCUCAUUUUUUUCCUCGCGCUUGCUUGAUCUUGCUGUUGGGUGCGUGCUUAUGGAAUGCGGUAAAUUUUGUCUCUCUAGGUGUAAAGGGGUUUUACCGGAAAAAGAGACUAAGUAAAGACGGAUACCCUUGUUCCUGAAACCGGAGAAACAAAACCCCGAUUGCUUUAUACUCCAUCAGUUUCUUAUCAACCUGCACAGUUUUCGCGUGAAUGCGCAACCAAUAUCGUUACAUGAUUUUGCUCAUUCUUUAACACCUUACAUACCUAUCUUGUUGUAAACAGUUCGUCUGUCUUAAAUGGAUGUUUCUCAUCGAAGUCGUGUUUUGUGCGGAUAGGCCACAAGGGUGGAAAUUCUGAAUAAAUUUGCCCGAUUAAGUAGUGAACGAACGUCACAUUUACGUCAUUAAAGCGGAAAAAAGCCUAGCCAAGUGCCUGGUUUUCGAGAGGUAAAUGUCUGAGGCUGUUUUAGAAAUAAUGAAUAAAAACCUCAUUUCACUUCAUUUUCCUGCACGUUUACUUCGCCAUAAGGUCAUAUGUUUUGCAUUAUUGGUGUGUGAAUAGCACCUACAUUACUUUGAUGCCUUCUCAUCGGCUUUAAACUAUGCAGGGAAGUUUAUAUUUAUUUGUAAAUCUAUCGUCUGGAGUCUCAUUAUUUUGUGUCUCGGAUUACGAUGUUAUCCUUGCGGCCUGUUUUAAUUCCCUCUGGGGUUAUAAAUCGUUUCAAAGCCAUUCAGCGUUUUUCCCCGUCCUCGUAUUACUCACCCACGCUAAAAAUACAGAGAUGACAGGCGGAGAUUAGACUGGAUGACCCUAUAAAUACAGGUCGCGUAAUUUCAUCACAGAUAGUUAAGGACAUCACCGAGUAAAGACAAGAGUGAUCAGAAGAGAGAGAAUUCUAAGAGAGUUUGGUUCUUAUCAAUCGUGGCCUCUUUAUUUGGUUUAAUUACGCCCACAAAGAUGAAGGCAAAAAUCAAGAAGCAAGGUGAAAAGUGGCAAAAUUCGGUUGACACGUUGCCGCUUCCACGGAACGUUUUCAACGUGGUUGUCCUCGGUGCGGGAGGCGUAGGAAAAACGUCGCUUGUUACGCGUUUCGUCAAGAAUGAAUUUUCAGAUCGCUACAAUCCAACAGUGGAAGAUUUGUACGAGAGGCCCAUUGAGUUGAGAAAAGGUGUCAGCGCAGUUUUGCAAGUGCUAGACACGGCGGGUUCUUAUCAAUUUCCUGCCAUGAAAAGACUGACACUUCAGUACGGAGAAGCGUUCAUUAUUGUGUAUUCAGUUGUCGAUCCUGCUUCACUUGACGAGGCAGUGAAACUGCAGCAAGAAAUCUACGAGGCCAAAGGCACAGAAGAUGUACCCAUGGUGUUUGUUGGUAACAAGUGCGAUCUGACCUCAGGAACAGACAAGCGGCUUGUGAGUCAUGCCAUCGCGUCUACGCUCACUCGCGGAAAAAACUGUAUUUUGGCGGAAACUUCGGCUAAGUACAACGUGAACGUUAGCGGUGUCUUCACUGCCUUAUUGGCGCAAGUUGCACUAGCCAAUAGUCAAAGUAUAUCGAACGAGAGACCAAGGAAGAAGAGAAGUGUAGUUUCCUGAUUUGACUGAAUGCGAGGAAACGGAAUUUCAGUUAGGAACUUGUGGUUUGGUAUAUGGACUAAAGGCUCAAUACAUAAAAUUAGAUAUCCGUCUCCGCUCAUGACAUGACAUUUUCGUGUUGAACUUGACAUAUUAUUGCAAAGAGUUGCUCCAAUGUUGCGCAACGCCUUAAGGGCAUAGCAAAUGUCCACUUUUCCAUGGUCAUGUGCGCCCUUUCCACGGUUAUGCGCGCAAUUUGCUUAGAAUCUCGUGCUCAGAAUUUAACUUAUUUAAAAUGCUAUGAACUUAUUUGUAAAUAGACAUGAAGAAAUGAAUCAAGAAUGAGGAAAAAAGACAAAAUAUUCUUUAAACGACAUCCUUAAAACAUUAUACCAAUAAAGAAAGAUAGUGUCAUAAAAUUUUAUCACGUGGCAGUUUUCGGUGUCACGCGCUGCUGAGUAAGUAAGUAAGUAAGUUAUUCAUGGCUCGUGAUAUGGUCUGAUAUUACUUGACAAGUCAGCGUAUUUGCAGUUAUGAACAUUACAGAUUUCCUAAAGCAUGUAACUCCUUGAAAAUACUUAGUCAUGUAGAGGAUCUGUGUUACUUCAAUUAAAUGCCUUGUAAAUAGCUGUAAAAAUGAAAAUUACUUGUACAGAUUAAUUUAAGUGAUACAACAUUGUAAUUAUAAAGAUCUCACCAAAAAAAUAAAUUA